Molecule: messenger RNA, 1179 nt
Organism: Cokeromyces recurvatus
Lineage: Eukaryota; Fungi; Mucoromycota; Mucoromycetes; Mucorales; Mucoraceae
Product: mitochondrial carrier domain-containing protein
Exons: 6
Coding region: 93-1064 (323 amino acids)
Biological process (GO): succinate transport; transmembrane transport; fumarate transport
Source: RefSeq, a predicted model, not a curated record
UUUUUUUACUCGGUAUUUUAUUUUCCUCUUUCUUUAUCUUUUCUUUUCCUUUUUACUUUUACUUUUACUUUUCCUUUUUCAUUUCUAUUAAUAUGAGCAAAACCGGCGAUAAUAAGCAAAGAACUCCUCUUCUCACACAUCUUGUUGCAGGUGGUGCUGCUGGUUUCAUGGAAGCAUGUACUUGUCAUCCCCUUGAUACAAUUAAAGUUAGAAUGCAAUUAGCUAAAAAUGCUGCUAAAAAUGCUAAUGGCAAACCGCUUGGUUUCCUUGGCGUAGGUGCAAAAAUAAUUAAAACCGAAUCAUUUUGGGCUUUAUAUAAGGGUCUUGGUGCUGUUGUUUCCGGUAUUGUACCUAAAAUGGCUAUUCGGUUUAGUUCUUUUGAAUUAUAUAAACAAUGGAUGGCUGAUAGUGAUGGGAAAGUCAGUACGACUGCCGUUUUUGUUGCUGGUCUUGCUGCUGGUACUACCGAAGCCAUCUUAGUCGUUUCACCAAUGGAUCUUAUUAAAAUUCGUCUUCAGGCUCAAAGACACUCUAUGGCUGAUCCUAUGGAUAUUCCUAAAUAUCGUAAUGCACCUCAUGCUGCUUAUACAAUUGUUCGUGAAGAAGGUAUUCGUGCGUUGUAUAAGGGUGUCACAUUAACUGCUUUAAGACAAGCUACUAAUCAAGCUGCUAAUUUCACUGCUUAUCAAGAAUUUAAGAAAUGGGCCAAGUUUUAUCAAAACUUAGAUGAACUUCCUUCCUAUCAACAUUUAAUUCUUGGUGGUGUCUCUGGUGCAAUGGGUCCUCUUUCUAAUGCACCUAUUGAUACAAUUAAAACACGUAUUCAGAAAUCAAGUGCUACUGGAUCUGGAUGGGAACGGUUUAAGAUCGUUACAUCCGAGAUCAUGACAAAGGAAGGCCCCAGAGCUUUCUAUAAGGGAUUGACACCUAGAUUAUUAAGAGUUGCUCCUGGUCAAGCUGUUACAUUCAUGGUUUAUGAAAAGGUAAAAUCGUGGCUUGAUAGGUUUCAAGAGAAGGUGAAUGAAGGUGAAGUUACAACACUUGCAUCUACUGCAAAAAAAUAGGGAUACAUCUAAUAUGUCAUAACCCAAACUUCUUUGGUGAUAAACAAAAAAAAAAAAAAAUUCUCUUUUCUAAUUUAUCUAUUUUUCUCCUUUUUUAUUUUAUUUUAUUUUAUUU